Messenger RNA from Lachancea dasiensis, 549 nucleotides. The record is from the annotation of a GenBank genome assembly. Lineage: Eukaryota; Fungi; Ascomycota; Saccharomycetes; Saccharomycetales; Saccharomycetaceae.
AUGUUUUCUUUCGUGACAUCUAUGGCGGGUAAGCAGCCAUCUGCGCCAUUCUCAUUCAGUACAGCUUUGACAUUGAUGUGGCCAGCUGCUCUUCGGCCCCAGGCUCUUCCUCGCACGUUAGAACAACUUCUCGAAAAGCGAGAGUCUUCUUCAGAGCAUCAGAGUCAUGAAUCACCGGCCAAAGACGGGAUUUGGCUGGCGGUUCCUAAGAAAAAGGUCUCCCAUCAAAAAAAGAGACAGAAGCUCUAUGGUCCUGGCAGGAAACAAUUACAAAUGAUACACCAUUUAAACCGCUGCCCCUCUUGUGGCCACUUUAAGCGGGCGAAUACUUUAUGCAUGCACUGUGUCGGACAGGUCCACCACAUAUGGAAGGCCCAUACUGCUAAGGAGAACUCAGAACCUUUACAAGAACAGGGACUCUCGGACUUAGACCACAGGAUAUUAUACCCUGGUAACAAGAAAACAGAGUACGCCAAGAAGCUCAAGGAUAAAGACAGCUAUCUCGAUCGUCGUUUGAGGUCAUUGCCAGCUAAAGAUUUAGACAAAUGA